CGAAAGAAACACUGUGCACCGAGCAACAGUGGCGUAUUGUAUCCCAUUUCUUUUUUGUUGUUUCUUUUUGAAACUCUACGGCACUGACAACGACACCCCGUGGAUUGGCAACAACGAAAAUUUAUCGCAUCCGUUGUUGUUUUCAGAUCCGAACCGUGACCGAGAGGAAAUGAUUCGAGACUGAUGAUGACACACCCAUCCAAAUCGCCGACGAAGAUGAUGAUUCACGCUCUUUUGCUCUGCCUUGCAUCGUGGACGGGCAUUAGCAGCGCUAAUUCAGCAAUUGCCUCUUUCCGCCUCAACAUCAGCGACAGCGAUCUUUUACGUUUAAUGACUGUUGAAGAACCCAAUGACGGCUCACUUGAAUCCUGUCCCAACGACGAGGAAACCUUCAAUUUCGCCGAUCCUGGAUGGCCGGACCAAUCGAAAGGCGCCGGCAGCAAGUCGCCCGUCAGGCAGCGUUACAGCCAGUCCAAUUAUCUCAUUUCGUCAGACCAGCCAGUUACGGACCCUAAAGUGCCGUUGACCAUCGGUUACCUGAGUUCUUACCUGAGCAGCAAGAUGACGCUGGGCGCCAUCCCGCUAGCCAUCGAGACCAUCAACAACGACCCGAAUCUUUUGCCUGGACGCAAAUUGCAGUUCGUCGCUGCAGAUAUAGGCGAUCCUGUAGGCAAUGAUGGACUGACAGCUUUGGCCAUCCGGCGGAUGACCGAAAUGAGGGACAACAACUCGACAAUCGCAUUCAUCGGGCCCGACGGACAGUGCGCAGCUGAAGCCCUGGUGGCAGCCGCCUGGAACCUACCCAUGAUUACUCACAAAUGUUCAGAAACGAAACUGUCAGAAAUGCCACAGACAUACUUCACGUUUGCUCGCACAUUGCCGCCGUCUUCGAAAAUCUCUAAAUCAGUCAUGGCUUUGCUGGAAAAAUUUGGCUGGAACAAAGUCAUCAUCAUCGUUGGAAGGAGGAACGAGUGGAUUCAAAUCAAAGAUGCCAUCAAAGAUUCGGCGAGAGACAAGAAUAUUGACGUGACCGAUGUGAUUCAAUUAGACGAUUACAUUCCCAAUCAAGUAGAAACAAUUAAUAAAAUUGCCAGGAAAACGUACCAACGCACUCGAGUUUACCUGUUUAUCGGUGAACACAUCGCCCUGGUUGACUUUGUCAAAGCUCUACAUGGCCUCCAAGUUCUUGGAAACGGGGAUUACAUGGUCAUUUCCAUCGACGAUUUCAUAUUCGAUCCGGAAAGCAAUGCUCAAGAAUACACUAGCCGAAACUAUCUAGAUCCUUACCUAUCGGCCACGAAAAAAGACGAUGAAAUUCAGGCUUUUCGCUCGGUUUUGAAAGUGACAUCCUCUCAUCCGCGCAAUCCCGAUUUCAAAAAAGUCCUGGCCAAAAUAAAAGAAUAUUCGGCACGCCCACCUUUCUGCGUCCCGUACCAUCCAAUCAUCUUCAACGACAUCGAAGUGCCCAUUCAUGCUUACCAUGCGUACGACGCUGUCAUGAUUUACGCCAAGGCAUUGACUGAGACCCUUCGCGAUGGCUACGAUCCGCGAAAUGGAACCGCCAUUAUGGAAAGAAUACGCAAUCGUCCUUACCAUUCAGUACUCGGGUUUGAUGUAUUUAUCGACUCGAAUGGCGACGCGGAAGGUAAUUACACGGUGGUUUCUAUGCUCCCCUUUCACGGAAAACGGUCUGAGGCGUCGGACGAUGCAAUGACUUACGUCAUGCAACCCGUUGGGUAUUUCCAGUACAAUUCUAGCAGCAAUUCUCCAAACGAUUUGCCCAUCUUUCGAUAUUUCAACUCGAGCCGCCCAAUUGACUGGCUCGGAUCAGGACCGCCCAUCCCGGAACCUCCUUGCGGCUUUCUCGGUGAAAAAUGUGUCCAGGUUGCGACACCCGACUGGAGAAGUUUCGUUAUUUGUACCGUCUCAGGUGUUGUGCUCAUUGUAGCCAUCGGCCUCGUAUCAAGACAUUAUCGUUACGAGCACAAGUUGGCUUGUUUACUCUGGAAGGUCGAUAUCCGCGAGGUUAUCAUAACCAAUUUUCCGGACGGUAGCAAUGAGCCGCCCCCGUCUACGAUGUCGGUCACGUCCGAUCAUCCCGUCACGCGACGUUCUCUUCUUGCGUUCGGUGGUCAUCACGGUUCCAAUAACAAUAACAGCAGUAAUGGAAGUCUUGGACCAUCUCCUGGCGUCAAAGGCGACCCUAUCGGUGAUUUAGGAUUGAAGCGUGUCUAUACUAGAACGGGCAGUUACAAGGGUAACCUGGUGGCCAUCAAGGCCAUCAGCCACAAGAAUGUCGAUUUGACUCGAAACGUACGCAAAGAACUGAAAGAGAUGACAGAGAUUCGCCAUGAAAAUAUCGUUUCAUUCAUCGGGGCUUCUGUUGAAUACGGAGGCGUCUUUAUCUUGACGGCCUACUGCGCUCGGGGUAGUUUAGAGGACGUCCUACAAAACCCCGAUUUUAAAUUGGACACAAUUUUCAUCGCAUCUCUCGUCGCUGAUUUGAUCAAGGGAAUGAUCUUUCUCCACGAUAGUGAAAUUGUUUCACAUGGAAACCUGAAGUCGUCCAAUUGUUUGGUCGACUCGCGUUGGGUUCUACAGAUCACCGAUUUCGGCCUGCACGAACUCAAAGCCUCGAGUCACGAAGCUCGUAUGAGAAUGCAGUGCAGCAAGAGAUUAUUGUGGAAAGCGCCCGAGUUGUUGCGUAACCACAAUCCCCCACCGCGCGGAACCCAGAAGGGUGACGUCUUCUCCUUUGGCAUCAUUCUCUAUGAAAUUAUCGGUCGUAAAGGACCCUGGGGUGACUUGCUGUACACCAUGUCGCCCAAAGAAAUCGUCGAAAAGGUAGCGCAUCCGGAAUGGUUUUUCUAUAAAUUCUUCCGUCCACCCAUUUCGCAGUUGGACUGCAAAGACUACAUUAUCCGAUGCAUGCAAGAUUGCUGGCAUGAAUCGCCGGAAAUGCGCCCUGAUUUCAAAUCCAUCCGUGGCCGACUAAAGGAAAUGGAAGCUGGAUUGAAACCCAACAUCUUUGACAACAUUAUGAUUAUGAUGGAAAAAUAUACUUAUAAUCUGGAAGGAUUAGUCCAGGAACGAACAGAUCAACUUGUCGAGGAAAAGAAGAAGACAGAAGCUCUUUUACAUCGAGUCUUGCCAAAGUCGGUAGUGGAAUCUUUAAAACGAGGAGAACCCGUGGAAGCAGAAAGUUUCGACUCUGUUACAAUUUAUUUCAGUGAUAUUGUUGGCUUUACGACGCUGUCCGCAGUCAGUACACCGCUGCAGGUGGUCGGCCUGCUCAACGAACUUUACACAUUGUUCGACUCGAUUUUGGAAAAUUACGAUGCCUAUAAAGUUGAGACAAUUGGUGACGCUUACAUGGUGGCCAGCGGUUUGCCCAUUCGCAACGGAGAUCACCAUGCAGCUGAAAUCGCCUCGCUAGCCCUUCACCUUCUCUCGGAGAUCCGCAACUUUCACAUUCGCCAUCGACCGGGUGAAACGCUUAAAUUGCGUAUUGGCAUCCAUUCUGGUCCUUGCGUUGCUGGAGUGGUUGGAUUGAAAAUGCCAAGAUAUUGUCUUUUCGGUGACACAGUCAAUACUGCAUCUCGAAUGGAAUCAUCUGGACAAGCUCUUCGUAUUCAUAUUUCUGCAGCUACCAGAGAGCUUCUGAAUAGAUUAGGUGGCUAUAUCAUUGAAGAACGUGGAAUGACAUCCAUUCGUGGCAAAGGUGAAAUGAUGACCUAUUGGCUCGUUGGCGAAGAAUCGUGGCGCACGAGAGGUGGUCGCAUUGGUUCAAUUGAAGGAGAAACAUCACAAAUUCUUCCAGAACCUGUGAUUGUUGAUCCAUCAGUUUCACAUGAAAUUCCACUCAUGUUAGAAGAUGUCCAGUCACCAACAGAAUUAGACCCUAUUGACACAUCCCCAAGUACAUGGCUAUUGGGUGAUUGUCCAAUGGCUCCCAAUGAAGAUUACGAAUCAAAGAUGCCACAACUCAACAAUGGAGUCAACAUUGGUUUCAGUGAUAGAAACCGUUGCCCUUUUGGCCAUUAUCAGAGCCCCAUGCCUCUCACUUCUUACCAACAAUCCAUUAUGGAGAUUCCAUGUGCUGCUUGCCAACUCCAGGGAAGCAUGUGCAAACAGCAACGGGUGCUGUCUUCGCAUUAUCGUUCUGCUCCCAUUAUCACUUCCAAUCCGUCACAUCAUCGUGAUUCUUCUCCUGCCCUCCCGUUGCGGACUACGAGCCCACAGCCUUGUGUCUGAGCUCACUUCCGAGUCUAAAACUGCCUCUUGAACGAUAUUCUCCAAGCUGUUCCCUUCUACUUCGUUCGACAAUGAUUCGUCCACUUGUAUUUGUUUUUGAAAAGACAUGAUAGUUUAUUCUAGUCACGCGAAGCGUCUGCUACAAAGCAGUAAAUGUAUAAUAUGCGGUAUAGGCAACUGCCAUGCGGCUAUCGGACGGCUGUGAUAAUUUUAAUUUGCUUGCGUUAACGUUUACCGUUUUCCAUUCGCAUUUUCGUUGUCCUUUUUUAUUAUUUACAUCAGUCGUAGUAUUUUUUUAUUGCUGGUUUUUCUCGUAUUUCUUAAUGUGUUCCACAGGCCACAGCAAAAGGUGUCACUUGUAUUCUAUUUUGCAUUGUUUACGGAAGAAGGAAAAAAAGGCUAGCAGCCGAUCGAAGAGAUGGGACACAUCUCCCGCCAGAUUCUGCGUUUUGAUCCAGUUGAUUAUCCAGUUGCUUUAUUUUGUUCCACGUGCGUUAUUGAGAUCGUCCUUUUUUUCUACCUUAAAAUCGCACGUUUUCUGUAAAUAAACAGUUGUCGUACAAAUGAACUUGC
Daphnia carinata is the source of this 4827-nucleotide messenger RNA. Its product is annotated as guanylate cyclase 32E-like. Gene Ontology annotation, molecular function: ATP binding; peptide receptor activity; guanylate cyclase activity. Lineage: Eukaryota; Metazoa; Arthropoda; Branchiopoda; Diplostraca; Daphniidae. The coding region runs from base 184 to 4254 and encodes 1356 amino acids. The record is from RefSeq and is a predicted model, not a curated record. The transcript is spliced from 19 exons. Gene Ontology annotation, biological process: cGMP biosynthetic process; intracellular signal transduction; protein phosphorylation.